This is a messenger RNA of Vitrella brassicaformis, 2963 nucleotides long. NCBI's taxonomy places the organism in Eukaryota, Vitrellaceae. The record is from the annotation of a GenBank genome assembly.
CCCAAGCAACGGUUUCACCCAUCCGUCAGCCAGUCCCAGUCUUCCCUCCGUCCCGCAUGCACGUCAGUCCGGUGACGUCCCUCACCCAUGCAGCCACCCAUCCAUCCGUCCACCCAUUGCGCACACUCACUACAGCAGCCAGAAAAACACACGACGUCACACCCACACAUAACACAUCCAGCCAUUGAUUGUCACCGCAGCCAACCAGAGACAAUCGAAAAACUGCCAGCUUACGACGGACAGACACUCAACCACAAAGGUGUGAAAAGGGUGUGGUCCUAGCAUAGCAGACUGAUAUCAAACCAGCCAGCUGCUUGAAAGAGAAAGGGAGAGCGUUGACGGGCUGUCUGUCUGUCUUUCUCUACUGUACACACGUCUGUCUGUCCCCACUGAAUCUAUCCGCUGAACCCAUCCACCCGCUGAAACCAACGAUCCAUCCGUCGACCUGCACAACACAGCUCAUGCAAGACGUAAGUGAGCGCAUUGGUUUCUCGUGUCUCGCCUCUCCCUCCCUCACUCCCUCACUCACCCGUGCUGUGUGUGUGUGUUUAGUAGCGAGUCGUCUUGCCCUUCUUCUUCUUGCCCUUCUUCUUGUUGGCCUCCUUCUCGACAGCCGGCGCGGGCCUGGGGUCAAUCUCGUCAUCUCCCGGCGAGUCAGGCGACGAGGACUGCUCCUGGGCAACUGCACACACGCACAACACCCACACCCACACACGACACCAGGCAUGAGAAUCGAUUCAUUGCGGGAGGGACACAUGGCUGGAUAUGUACUUGCUUACCGCGAGAGUUGAAGUUCUGCAGGGCCGCCCCCUUAAGGAGGAAGGAUAGAGCAGAAUAUACACAAACACACACAGUGGUUGUUGGCAUGCACGUAGAAAUGUGUGUAUGUGUUUUCUUCCUCUCUGUCGCUUGCGUGCAUCCGUACGGCCGCGGCGCCCUGAAAUGCACGCCAGCAUGUGUGUGUAUGUGUGUGUGUGUGGUGGGUCUUCUCCCUCUGCGCACCUGUGCGGUGUCGUACUGAGCCGCGUCCUGACACACAACGAACUCAUCCGCAUGUGACUGGGUGGCUGUGUGUGUGUGUGUGGGGGGGGGGGGAGGUACCUCCAACUUGGGGAGGUAGAUGUCGCCGUACGUGUCGUCGUUCAGCUUCUUGGCCAGCCACGUGUUCGUGUGCCAGUCGAGAUACCACUCAAACCCCUCGUAGUCGCGGUAGUCGGAGUUCUCGGCCUCGGGGAUGCUCUUGAGGUACUCGAACCAGGAACGCUGCACGAAGGCAGGCAGGCCGACACACAAAGAGUGAGGGGCGAGCUGCUGGUUGGUGGAGUCCUUUUGUCUGUCUGUGUGCCCCCACCAUCAUCGGCAUGGGACUGAUGGUGCGGAACAUCGUUUUCUCAAACGAGAGCUCGGCGUCAAACUCACUGCAGCAGCCCAGCACCCAUUCAAACCAACACACACACACACACAUACACACAUGUGCCCGUUUGUAUGUGUGUAUGUGUGGCGGCCGGCCGGCCGGCCGUACAGGUACCAUUGCGCCCCGGCGAAGGGUCUAAGUGUUGUGUCGAUGAUGUUGACCAGCGGGCAGAACACCUUGGGGGCCCAGGGCGAAAGCAACUCGACAUACUGACAUGACGCAAACACAGAGAGAGAAGCAAGGGACGCCACACACGCAGCUGUGUACACAUGUCAUCCACAGGUACACACGCGAAUAGCGGCGCACCUGUUUCUUGUUGAUGUACGUGAAGGCCAUGAAGUAGUUCUGCCCAGCGAACGGCUCGCUGCCACAGGGCCCCUUGCGGCCACGACACGUCGAACUGUCCGCAUGCGCGCACCCACACACACACACAUGCAGGGGAAGAACACAUUCACACACGCGAUGACCAUGAGUCUGGUUGUCCGUCGGUCUGUCUGUCUGUCUGUCUGUCUGUCUUGCGUGUGUGUAUGUGCUGUACAUCCCCACCUGCUCACGAGCUCUAUUUUGAUCCCCUCGUCCUUCUUGAGCUCAACUUCCUCCAUCACCAGGUGGAUGGAUGAAGGCAUAGCACAUGUGCGGGCACGUCUGUGAGUGCAUGUUCAUCUGCAUGUGUCUGUACCAUGAGACCCUUGCAGAUUUUCCAGUAGUGGAGCACACCCGACACACCCGUCACCAACGCACUGCCCUUCGCUGUGUGACAUGGACAACCACACACACAGACAAAUGCGCGCGUGGUUGUGGUCAGGUUUGUUUGUUCGGUCUUACACUCCGUGUCCAUGGCCACCAUCGUCCAGUUUUUGGCGAGCUCCAUGCCACUGCACCCGGGGUGCAGGGGCGGCCAGUCGCCACGGCACACGAGGGGCAACUGACCUGACACUACACACACACACACACACACUCUUGUGUUUCAUCCGGACCACGCACAUCAGUGUGUGAGUGUUAUGUGGUCUCACGCAGUUCGAUGAACUGCAGCAGCACUUGAAGCUGGUACCUGCACACAGCACACACACACACCGGACAUACAUUCAUACAGCGGGCCACCUGCUUUGUCCAGUCACUUGGAUAGGCCCUUGAGAUCCUCGUAGUCGAUUGCGGGGGGGUGCUUCUUCUUACGGCGAAUCGUAUCCGCGACCUCCUGCAACCACGAUGGACGGACAGCACACGUGCAGCAAUGUGCGCAUUGCAAGGCAGCAGCCCCAUCCCUCCCUCCCUCCCUCCUCCCCUCCCUGGUGACAUGGAUCUCUCCCUCCCUCACCUCCUCCUUGUGCAUCUUGACCAGAUCCGAGCAGGCCGUGGUGGUGGUGCCGGGCUGGUUGGUCAUGACGCACUGACGGACUGCAGGAGAAGGGUGGCCUCCGUGCAAGCGACACAGGGGAGGAACUUGCGGGGCCUCCACCAAACGUAUGGGUCGGCGGGUGCCUUUUGCGGGCAAAACCAGACAGAGUGACCUUUGCCAGACUCACGGACGAAAGAAAUUGCCUCUGCAGAG